UUCUUUUACUCUCUUGCAAAUCUCAACACAGAACAAAAUUGAUCUUCAAAUUGAGUCACAAUUUUAUUCGUAACUGUAAAUUUUGAUGUUCGUUAAUUCAACCAAAUCAACGGAAAAACAAACAAUCAAAAUCCACACACAAAAAAAAAGACUAUUAAUCAAUGGAAACAAUUAACGGUUCAGAUAAUUUGGUGAGAGAUAAUGAAACUCAUGAUGAUGAGGAUGCUCGUGUUGGUCAGUUGUCGAUAUUAUAUAAAAGUAUCUUGACCAGUGUCGGUGAAGAUUCAACUCGCCAAGGGCUAAUUAAAACUCCCCAACGAGCGGCAAAGGCGAUGCUCUAUUUCACCAAAGGCUAUCGACAGAAAAUCAAAGAUGUUGUCGCCGGUGCUAUUUUUGAAGAGGAUCAUGAUGAGAUGGUGAUUGUCCGAGAUAUUGAAUUGUUUUCACUCUGUGAACAUCAUCUAAUCCCAUUCAUUGGAAAGGUAUCAAUUGGUUAUCUUCCUCGGAAAAAGAUUCUUGGACUGAGUAAAGUUGCUCGAAUCGUUGAGAUGUUUGCUCGUCGACUUCAAGUUCAAGAACGGUUGACCAAACAAAUUGCUCUGGCCAUUACUGAAGCCAUUAAUCCGACCGGUGUUGGUGUUGUUAUUGAAGCAACUCAUAUGUGUAUGGUGAUGAGAGGUGUCCAGAAAUUAAAUAGCAAGACGAUGACCAGUGCGAUGCUUGGUGAGUUUCGAGAUGACCCCAAGACCAGAGAGGAGUUUUUGACCUUAAUUGCUUCUAAAUCUUGACCCAGUAGAUCACAAUUAACUGACAACAAACAAAUACAACGACAAUACAAUGAUGAUGAAAGGGAAACAUGAACAAAACUUUUAAAGUUUCAUCUUAAUCUUAAAGUUAAUUGUUGUUGUUGACUAUUGAAAAUCUAAAUCCAGUUUAAAUUUUAAUCAAUUGUUUGAUGUUAUUAAUAAUAUUUAUCAAUAACAAUUGUUAACUUUAAUUAUUGAUCAAUAUUGUUGGUUUCACGACUGAUUAUCAACAAUUAACAAUUCUGUUUAUCAUUCCCUGUGUUUAAUUAAUAAGCUUGUUGUGUAUUUGUUAUCAAUUAUUAACAAUUGAAUUAAUUUUGAAUGUUUAA
Molecule: messenger RNA, 1135 nt
Organism: Panonychus citri (citrus red mite)
Lineage: Eukaryota; Metazoa; Arthropoda; Arachnida; Trombidiformes; Tetranychidae
Gene: Pu
Product: GTP cyclohydrolase 1-like
Exons: 5
Coding region: 162-788 (208 amino acids)
Biological process (GO): tetrahydrofolate biosynthetic process; tetrahydrobiopterin biosynthetic process
Cellular component (GO): cytoplasm
Molecular function (GO): GTP cyclohydrolase I activity; GTP binding; zinc ion binding
Source: RefSeq, a predicted model, not a curated record